Trifolium pratense (red clover) is the source of this 2246-nucleotide messenger RNA. Its product is annotated as heterogeneous nuclear ribonucleoprotein 1-like. Gene Ontology annotation, molecular function: RNA binding. The coding region runs from base 291 to 1733 and encodes 480 amino acids. The record is from RefSeq and is a predicted model, not a curated record. The transcript is spliced from 4 exons. NCBI's taxonomy places the organism in Eukaryota, Viridiplantae, Streptophyta, Magnoliopsida, Fabales, Fabaceae.
AAAAAUUAAAAAAAUUAUAUAUAAGGUGAUACAAAUUCCCUUUUUCUCAUUCAUAUAUCUCUUGCUGUGUGUGAUACACAAAACUUUCAUUCACUCAUUCAUUCAUUUCAUCCAUUAUAUAUAUAUUUAUCUGAUUCAAUCAACGGUAAUUGUUGUUUGUAAGAGAAAACAAAGAAACUAAGAGGAAAUUUUUUUGAGGGCCUAUUGCCCUCUCUCUCCUUGUUAUGCUUUCUCUCAGAUCUUAGAUUUCUUCAAUUUUCUCAUCUGGGUUUGUCUUCAUUUGAGUGGAAAUGGACCCUGGGAAGCUAUUCAUUGGAGGGAUUUCCUGGGACACAAAUGAAGAUCGACUCAGAUCGUAUUUCCAGAACUUUGGAGAUGUAGUUGAAGCUGUGAUUAUGAAGGAUCGUACAACCGGACGUGCCCGUGGUUUUGGAUUUGUUGUUUUUUCUGAUCCUUCUGUUGCCGAACGAGUUGUUAUGGAAAAACAUGUCAUAGAUGGUAGAACUGUUGAAGCAAAAAAAGCUGUUCCUAGAGAUGAUCAGAAUGUGUUUAGCAGAAGCAACAGCAGCAGUCAUGGAUCGCCUGGUCCUACUCCUAUACGCACAAAGAAGAUAUUUGUCGGAGGUUUAGCAUCGACAGUUACUGAGAGUGAUUUUAAGAGUUACUUUGAUCAAUUUGGAACAAUUACUGAUGUUGUUGUGAUGUAUGACCAUAACACUCAACGGCCUAGAGGUUUUGGAUUCAUCACAUAUGAUUCUGAGGAAGCAGUCGAGAAAGUGUUGCACAAAACUUUUCACGAACUUAACGGUAAAAUGGUUGAGGUUAAGAGGGCUGUGCCGAAGGAAUUAUCUCCAGGUCCAAGUAGAGGCCAGCUAGGUGGAUUUAGUUACGGUACUAUGAGUAGAGUUGGUAGUUUUUCUAAUGGUUUCACUCAGGGAUAUAGUCCAAGCCUCAUUGGAGGACAUGGACUUAGAUUAGACGGUAGAUUGAGUCCUGCUAAUGUUGGUCGUAGUGGAUAUACUCUUUUUAGUCCAAGUUACGGGACAGGACUCAACUUUGAGACACCAUUGAGCCAAAAUGAUAAUGAAAACUUUAUGUCUAACUUUGUCACGGGACGUGUAUUGAACUCUCCAUACGGUGCAAGUCCGAGCAGGUACAAUAAUGCCAUAGGGUAUGUUGGUUCCAAUGCUGGCAACAAUUCAGCCAUAAGUUCAACAAAUCAGAGUUUGUGGAGUAAUGGUAAUCUUAACUAUGCUAAUAACCCUGCAAGCUCUGAUGCUUUUGUGGGUUACGGAAGUGAAAAUUCAAGUUUGGGUUCUUUCGGUAAUAUCGGAUCACUUUGGAGUACUUCUGUUGGGGGUACUACUAAUCAAGCUGGAACUAUCGGCUCUGGAUAUGGUAAGAGCAGUCUUAAUUAUAGGCUUGGAGAUGUGAUUUUAGGGUCAAAAGCAGUAGGUUAUGGAAAAAGCAAUGAAAGCAUUGUUGAAUCAGAUUCAUCAUACGCUUUCUCAAAUGGUAAUUAUGGUGAGGCAUACAAAAAUACUUAUGAAGCUGGACCAUUUUAUCAAGACCAUACUUGGAGAUCAACAACUUCAGAACUAGAGGAUUCCGGUUCUCUUAGUUUUGGCCUUGAAAAUGCUGUUUCGGAUUUAAUGCGCAAAAGCUCUAGUGGCAAUCACAUUGGAGCUUAUGCUGUUGCUAAUAGACAAUCAAACAGAGGAAUUGCUGCUUAGGAAGGUUAUGCGAUGGAUGAUGCUAGUUCGUGUUUCGAUGAGGUGAAUGAAUGUGAAAAGCAUAAAUCUUCUUCGUUCGAGAUACUUUGAUGCUUCUAAAAUUUCGUUAGAGCCAAUUGGUUUGGCUAUGUUGAAUAACUUUGCAAAUACACAAACUUACAAGGGAUUUUACUAUAAGGGUUGAGUGUGAAAUAUUAUAGGUUUUCUUUCGGAUUUUGAGACUUUUAAUCAGGUUGGUUAUAUAAUGGAGUUUGUCACAAAAUGAUGCACACCAUUCAUGAAAAAGUAAUACACAAAAGAAGAAGACCUUCUCCCUUUUAUUUUCUUUUGUUAUUUUUUUUCUUUUUCAAACUGUUCUUCAUUAAUUCCUCUUUCGACGAGUAGAGUUGUCGGACAAUAUUUCUAGUCUUUGCUGGUAUCUUUUCAUUAUUUCCUCUUCUGUGUUUUGAUUUCUUUGAAUCUGUAAAAGAUACAUGAUAUUAUCAUUGGAAUGUUGAUUUAGGUUCCAUAAAA